Messenger RNA from Protobothrops mucrosquamatus (brown spotted pit viper), 1322 nucleotides. RefSeq names its product chimerin 1 (gene CHN1). Gene Ontology annotation, molecular function: GTPase activator activity. The transcript has 7 exons. NCBI's taxonomy places the organism in Eukaryota, Metazoa, Chordata, Lepidosauria, Squamata, Viperidae. Gene Ontology annotation, biological process: signal transduction; positive regulation of GTPase activity. Bases 40 to 1044 code for a protein of 334 amino acids. The record is from RefSeq and is a predicted model, not a curated record.
CUCCUGUGUGGGAUAUUCUUCUCUCCUGCCUCUUUCAAAAUGCCCUCCAAAGAGUCUUGGUCAGGGCAAAAAGCUAAUAGAGUUGCUGUUCACAACUUGAAACAGGAGAGCCGUCAAAGAGAUUUAUUGAUAGCAGCCUUGGGAAUGCGGCUAGGCUUGCAAAAGUCAUCUGUGACAAUCUGGCAACCUCUUAAACUCUUUGCUUAUUCGCAGCUGACAUCCCUUGUCAGAAGAGCAACUCUGAAAGAAAACGAACACAUUCCAAAAUAUGAGAAGGUUCACAGUUUCAAGGUUCAUACAUUCAGAGGUCCACACUGGUGCGAAUAUUGUGCCAACUUCAUGUGGGGCCUCAUUGCUCAGGGAGUGAAAUGUGCAGACUGUGGCUUAAAUGUUCAUAAGCAAUGCUCCAAGAUGGUCCCCAAUGACUGCAAGCCGGACUUGAAGCAUGUCAAAAAAGUGUACAGCUGUGAUCUCACUACGCUAGUAAAAGUACACUUAACGAAGAGACCAAUGGUUGUAGACAUGUGCAUUAGGGAAAUUGAGUCGAGAGGACUCAAUUCUGAAGGACUCUACCGAGUAUCAGGAUUCAGCGACCUAAUUGAAGAUGUCAAAAUGGCUUUUGAUCGAGAUGGGGAAAAAGCAGACAUUUCCGUGAAUAUGUAUGAAGAUAUCAACAUUAUCACCGGUGCACUUAAACUCUACUUCAGGGACUUGCCAAUUCCAUUAAUCACAUAUGAUGCCUACCCCAAAUUCAUAGAAUCUGCAAAAACCACAGAUCCUGAUGAACAGCUGGAAAUACUUCAUGAAGCAUUGAAGCUACUGCCACCUGCGCACUGUGAAACAUUACGCUAUCUUAUGGCACAUUUGAAGAGGGUAACUCUCCACGAAAAAAAGAACCUCAUGAAUGCAGAAAAUCUUGGCAUUGUUUUCGGACCAACCCUUAUGCGAGCGCCCGGGCUAGAUGCAAUGGCUGCCCUGAAUGACAUUCGUUAUCAGAGACUGGUGGUGGAGAUGCUUAUAAAAAAUGAAGAUAUUUUAUUUUGAACUUGGAGUACGUGUGCAAGUGUUUCUAGCGGCUGGCGAGAAAAAUCGGGAGGACUGUGAAUAAUUGAGCCAGCUCCUGCAGCUGAAUUUUUAUUGUGAGGUUGUGCUGUAUGAAAGGUGUUUUAUUAGGUUGCUUUUGCCCAUACAGAAAAUAUUGGGGAGAGGUGAUCGUAUGCUCUGCUUCCCAGGAUUUAUAGCUGUGGGCUGUUUUAUCCUAGUCCAGAAAUUCUGUUAAACUUGAUCUGCUUCUUGCUCACCUCUUUUGUGAGGCUUCUCCU